AGUACGCACAUUUUGUGACGUUUUACACAGUCAAGGUCAAUCACCGAGAUGGCAGCAAAGUUAGGGAACACGCUGCGGUUGUUGCGGUGUGUUGCACGGAGACCCGUGUCAUGUCGUCGGAUUUUCACAACCUCAUAUCUGAGAUGCGAGGAACGUCCUCAGUUUUCAGGGUUGAAGUCGGACUUCACCUACAAAUUGUCGAUUUUGGACCCAGACAAUGAGGCAGGCAUUCCCGUGUACAGAGUGAUGAACAGUCACGGAGAGAUGACCCAAGACAGCGAGGAUCCCAAGAUUGACAAAGAGACUGUCCUGAAGAUGUAUCGUGACAUGACUCUGCUGAACUCUAUGGAUAAAAUCCUUUAUGAAUCACAGAGACAGGGCAGGAUUUCAUUUUACAUGACCAACUAUGGGGAGGAAGCUACUCACAUCGGUUCUGCUGCUGCUCUUCACUUAGAGGAUCUGGUAUUCGGACAGUACAGGGAAGCAGGGGUGCUGAUGUGGAGAGGCUUCUCCCUGGACCAGUUUAUCAAUCAAUGUUAUGGAAAUGUGGAGGAUAUGGGCAAGGGUCGGCAGAUGCCCGUACAUUACGGGUCUCGGGAUCUACACUACGUCACCAUAUCAUCGCCACUAGCUACACAGAUGCCUCAAGCUUCUGGUGCAGCGUAUGCUUUCAAACUCAAACAGAACGGGAAGUGCGUCAUCUGUUAUUUUGGGGACGGGGCUGCCUCAGAAGGAGACGCGCACGCAGCCUUCAACUUCGCAGCCACUCUGGACUGUCCAGUCAUAUUCUUCUGUAGAAACAAUGGAUAUGCAAUAUCAACCCCUACCUCAGAGCAGUACAGGGGCGAUGGCAUAGCCUCCAGGGGCAGUGGUUAUGGUAUGUUGACGAUGAGAGUAGAUGGGAAUGACGUGUUUGCUGUAUACAAUGUCACGAAGCAGGCCAGAGAAAUCUGUGUGAAACAGAAUCGACCAGUCCUUAUCGAGGCCAUGACGUACAGGGUUGGACAUCACUCCACAUCAGACGACAGCUCUAUGUAUCGUGAAAAGGGAGAGGUGGUGAAGUUUGAUACAAACAAUCCGAUUGGUCGAUUACGGGGCUACAUGGCACGGCAAGGGUGGUGGGACGAUGAGGAUGAGAACAAAUGGAGAGAGCAAUGCAAGAAAAAUGUGAUGGAAGCAUUUGGAAAAGCAGAGAAGAGAAAGAAGCCCAGCCCUGUUGAGCUGUUCGAAGAUGUUUAUGAUGAAAUUCCAAUACACUUACAAAAACAAAUGGACUCCUUAAAAGAACACCUGUCCAAAAACGGGGACAAAUACCCAGUCCAGUCCCAUGAGGUGUGGUCCUGAGGGAUUGCAGGGGGUUGUACUUUCACUUCGAGAAUCUCAUCAUCAACUCUUCAUCCCCUUGACAUCUAUAUAAAUGUCAACAGUGUGUUAUACAUGUAUAAAUAUAAAACCACGCCUGGUGGAGUCGAUCUGAGAAAAAUGGAUACAACGUUUGGUGUAUUACGUGUCGGGUUAAAAAGUUCCGAGUCACUGAACAGUCUGGUCAUACACAAGUGAAAUAUUUGUAGUCUUCUUCUCACAUUUUUAAUUCUAGUGGACUGUACCAGUGUGUAUCAUUACUUAAAUGUUCAAACUAACUGUCAAAGAAUUAGUAUCUAUCUACUGAAAUGGUGUAUUUCAUGUAAGUCAAGUCUGUUUUUGAAUAUAGUACUUUCCAACACACAAAUGACACACACACAGGUUUAUAACUCACAUACCGCAGUAAGCCUAGAUUUAAUAUGAAUACACAUCGCACUGUUCCUAGUGAAUGUACACGUGCUUCCGUGUUCAGAGGAAAGUUACGUUUUACGAUGCGUCUCUAGGGAUCUGGCCAAACAGGAUACACGUACAUAUCAAUAAAUUAUUACGUUUUGACUGAAGCUGACUGAUGAACGUUCCACAUAUCAGUGAUGAGUGAAUGGUGAUUUUCGUGGUUUGCAUAAUAUGACUGUGAUACAAUUGCUAUAAAAAAUAUUUAUUCAGAGUGAAGUAUUGUUUGACUUGAAAACAAGUCAACUUAAAAAUGUAUGUAUGCUAAUAAUUUUUACCAUAAUAUACAGUCAGACUUUGUUACUUCGGACCUUGAUGGGGAAAGAAAAAACUUAAAAGAUAUCGAAGGGUUUGAGAUAUUGAAGUGAAAAUGCAUCGAGAAAAUGUAGUUGGGACUUCCAACUUGUAUCAACUUAUCCAUGAUAUUCGAGAUAUCAAUGUUUGAGAUAUUCAAGAAUUCAAAAGAUUGAGGUUAAAAUGCAUCGAGAAAAUAUAAUUGGGACUUCCAACUCACUUCGACAUAUCCAUGGUAUUUGAGAUAUCGUGUUUGAGAUGCCAAUCAGAUUUACAAACCGGUCAACAGAUAAUUACAAGAUGUACAGGUAAAUAUAAUUAUAAGUCUAGGUUCACGUUUCUUUCAGUUUAUUAGGAUAAUCGAGUAAACGUAUGCAUACACAUUGGAAAUCUAUUACAUUGUAUCUACCCUAGUCAUGCUGUAAGUGUGAAUUGUACAAUUUCCACAGCUUAUUUUGAUCUGAAUAGCACAAAUUCAAAAGAAUUGUCUCAAAACAAUGCAUUGAUACUAACUUUUAUCAUUUUGAGUGCCAAAGUAUGAUGUUUGAAAUGUAAUACAAAUAUACAAGGUGUUGCUGAACAGUAAUCCAAUAAAAAGUCAGUAGAACA
Molecule: messenger RNA, 2715 nt
Organism: Ostrea edulis (European flat oyster)
Lineage: Eukaryota; Metazoa; Mollusca; Bivalvia; Ostreida; Ostreidae
Product: 2-oxoisovalerate dehydrogenase subunit alpha, mitochondrial-like
Exons: 9
Coding region: 49-1344 (431 amino acids)
Biological process (GO): branched-chain amino acid catabolic process
Molecular function (GO): oxidoreductase activity, acting on the aldehyde or oxo group of donors, disulfide as acceptor
Source: RefSeq, a predicted model, not a curated record